UGGCGCCCCCCAUACGUGGAUAUUCUGAUUCUCCGUAAACACCAGAAUAUAGCAGAGUACAUUUAUACCGCGAACAUGACAUUUCUUUGGACACCCUUGCUCUUAAGUGACUUUCUUCAUGAGGUGAUGGCGUAGUACUAGCUGGAUCUGAAUACCGGUACAUUGUUCUGAAUAUUGUGAUCUCUACUCUCCCUUAACACAGAUGUAAAGAAAGAGGGAAGGAAUGGAAGACCAGCAGGAGUUUCUCAUACAACAGCUCAAGGACCUCUUGCGUACAAAUGAAGAACGCCUUCAGCAAAAAGAGAGGGAACUAGAGGAAACCAAUGCGAAAUUCCAGAAAUUCAAGCUUCAAUCAAAAGCCAAGCUCCAGCAACUGACAAGCAAAGUUAAAACACAAGAUGCGCAAGCAACGAGAGGCAGCUCUUCACCUGAUGUUGAAACCACAAGUGAAGAUGCAUCAAGUACCACCAAGUCGACUGAAACUUCGGAGCAGUCCUCAAGAGGACGUAUGCUCAUACUUAAAAGACAGUUGGAGGAAGCACGUCUUCAGUUCCAGAAAAAGGAACAAGAAAUGCAGAACUCAAAGAAGAACUUGGAGACAAUGGUUGAACAACUCCAGUCACAGGUGCUGCAACGUGACCAAAUUAUUAUGGAUCUCGGAGCCAGCGGAGAUUCUCCACAGGCGACUGCUUCGGCAAAGAAGCCAGAGCUAACUCCUAUGGAGGAGAAUAAAUUAUACGCACAUAUGGUAUACAAGGACUCAAAGAUCCUCGAGUUAAACAACCAAAUAACGGAACUUGAAGGCAAGAUCAUGGACCUGCAGGAAAACUUGAAAGAAAAGGAUGAAGUACUACAAGCAAGGAACAAGGCUAUACAGCUCAUGACAGGGGACCUAAGUCUCCGCAACAAGGCAGCAGUCGACGAAUUGGAUGAGACUCGUGCCGAGAUGCGAAACAUGCAGCAAGACUUCCUCACUAGGGAAAGCUCCUGGAAAGAGCAAAAAGCACAUUUACAGGAACAGCUGGCUGUUGCAGAGACACGGUUGCAGGAGACCCAGGAGUCCCUGCAGAGGCUGGAAGCCACGCGCUUUGAUUUGGCUGCUCGUAAUGCUGAACUGCAGCAGAAGGUCGUCAUGGUGCAGGAGGCGUUUGAGAAGCGCAGCGUGGAAAGCGAAAAGGCUUUACAAGGGAAACUGGAUGCAAUGACUAAGCAGCUUCAGGAAAAAACUGCAGAACUAGAAGCAGUUCAGAGUACACUCAAACAAACUGUGAGCCAGAGCGAUGCUAAAAUCCUCAAGGCAAGGGCUAUGGAACGGCGGCGUGCAAAAGCCCUGGAGGGGGAGCUGGAGCAACUUAAAAAAGGUGUGUCUAAUAACGAGGAGCUCACGAGCCUUCAGCAGCAAGUUGCUGAACUCGAGGAAGAGAAAGGAGCCAUUCAGCUCAAGAUGCUCGAAAUGGAAGAAGCCUUGUCUACUCAAGCAGCAUCCAGAUUAGAAGGAAUGGAGGAGAAGGCAAGCACUAUUGCAGAACUUGAGUCUCAGGUAAAAGCAGCUCAGGACGAGAAGAUUUCCCUGGAGAUGAGAGCAGCAGAGUUUGAGGAACAGAGAGAGCUAGCAGAAAGAAGGAUGCAGUCAAUACAGCAGGAACUGGAAGCAAUAAGGAACACCACUGAAGCCCCUGUGCCACACCUAGAGACGGAGAUAAAGAUGGCUCUGGAGGAAGAAGUGAAAAAACUAAAUGCCGUGCACAUGCAAGACGAAAUCAUAAUAGGAGAGCUGAAGGAGAAGCUGAAUCAACAAGUAGCUGCUAGCAAGGAACUAGAGCAAAAUUUGGAAGAUCUCAAAGGACAGUAUGGUGUCAUAGAAGUGUCCUUACAAGCUGCUCAGACACACAUUGAAGGAAAGGACAAAGAGGUAGAAGAGCUUAUGAAGAGCCUCAGUGACCUGGAGAAAGCACUAAGUAAAGAACUAGGGGAGAAAGAGAAACUGCAUGUUGCUUUCACCCGCAGAGAAGAAGAAACACAGAAAGUUCUUCACGAGCUCGGUUUGUCUUCGAUAGAGGAGGUUAGUUCAAUGGUACACAACAUGUCAGCUUACAAAGCCAAAUGUGAGAGUCUCACCGACGAGAUAAAAACAAAAAUGGCAGAAAAUCGGGAACUGACUUCGAAAGCCGAAGAACUACACCAAGCAAAGCAAGAUUUGGAUAAUUUGAGGAGGCAGCUGAAAAAUGUUGAGGACUGCUUUCAGUAUCUCUCUGUCAUGUCAGUUGAUGAAAUUAAAACAAAGUGGGAUAAUGUGCAGCAGGAUAUUACUAGCCUUAACGCGUUCUUUGAAGCUGAAAAGGCCAGACUAAAUGCCACACUGAUGGAACAGUCAGGCGAAAUUAAGACACUGAAGGAUGCGAUGGUCCAGAAGGAAGAGGCUGUUCGAUGCUUAGAUGAGGAACUAAGGAAGUGGCAGAGUGAAUGUGAGUCGAAAGACCACCAGCUCUCAGAAAUGAAGAUAUGUCUUGACAAAGCUGAGAAAGAAGUCCACUUUCUCAGGGAAAGUAGCUGUAAUGAAGAAGAAAAGGUUAAAUCAAAGAUAGCUAGCCUGCUCGAACAGAGCGCCGAUCUUGAGAGAGAAGUCGCCAGACUCCAAGCAACGCUCGAAGAGAAGGACAAACUUCUGGAAGGGCUAGAGGAACAGCUGCGGUGCUCGACGGUAAAGGCUGAGAACCUGACGCAGGAGAUGCAGAAAUUGCAGUGUGAUUAUAAGGCAAAAGAAGAGGUUAUGAAGCAAGAAUUUGAGAUGUUACUUCAUGAGAAGCAAAGCAGUAUGGAAGUUGUGGAGUCAUACAAGUUGACCGUCAGUGACCUUGAAAAGAGACUUUGUGUAGCCAAUGAAAAUUUGGCAAAGGUGAUGUCUUCCUCAGAGAAGCAAGUGCGGAAACUGGAAGCGCAAGUGGCAUGUACGCAUGCGGAUUUGCAGGCAAAGUGCACUGAAUAUAUAAACCUCGAGUCGAGUCUUGCAAAGAAGGAAGAAGAACGAAGGAGUGCAUUUGAAAAGAUUGAUGUGCUAACUACCAAACUGAAUGAAAUACAAGACAUCGAGGUGCAUUUAAAAGAGAAGCUCAAUGUUACUGAAGCUGCUCACAGUGAAAUGGUGAAUAGAUUCCAUGCAGAAACUGAAAAAGCCGACAAGAUUAUUAAGCAAUUAGAAGACACGGUUAGAGAAAAGCAAGAUCUUGAAAAUAAGUGUAUUCAGUUGAAGGAUAUAUUGACUAGAGUGGAGCAUGAAGCUCAGCAGGCAUCACACGAAAAAACUGGUUUCGAACAGAAUUUCUUGGAUAUUAGCAAGAAGAACGAAGAGCUCGGGAACACAAAUAAUGAACUAUUAGAGCAGAUUGAGGGGUUGCAAGCACAGCUGCAUGAUUUGGAAACAAAGAGUGUGUCCUCCAUUACAGAAUUGCAGAAGAACAUGGAAAUGCUGAAUAAUGAAAGGGUGAGCCUCGAGGAAAGGUGUUGUCACCUGGAGGAAGAAAGAGAUAAACAGAACUCUGAAAUGCAGGAAUGCUCCAGGAACUAUUCUGACGCUGUGGCAAAGCUAGAGAAGGCAAACAAACAAAAUGAGCAGCUCAAGGCCAGGCUCAAAAAGGUUGCCAAAGAGGUAAAUGACACACGAUCCAAGCUUAAGGAAGUGGAAACCACAAGCAGCGCUCAGCACGGGGAACUCGCCAGCUGUGUAGAAAAGCUGCAAGCAGAAAAGCAUGCUUUAGAGUCCCUGUGCACUCAGCUGGAAAACAAAGUUUCAGAAAAUCAGCAAGAGAGAGAGACUCUCACAAACAGUCUCUAUGAAAUGGAGAGCAGCAACGAUUCUGUUAAUGUAGAAAAUAUGGAGUUGAAACAGCAAAUUUCUCUACUUUUACAAGAGUGUGACAACCUGAAGCAGCAGUGUCACAAUGCAGUCACUGCAAACAGCUCAAAGAUGCAGGAACUGAAUGACACCAUUGAAUUCUUGCAAACAGAAAAGGCUGAGCUGGAAAGACACUUUGUAGGACUGCAAGCUUCUAACAGAGAGCUGUCCCAAGAGAUCACUGUUAUGCGGGCAAGACUUCAGGAGGCUUGUUUAGAAAACGAGCAGUUGAAGCAACAACAAAACGAGCUUCAGUCGGAAAUGGCUCAUACAAGACAGGAGCUACUUGAUACGAGCGAAGCACUUGAGGAUGCACGGCACACAAAAACUGAGACACAAGAAAAAUGUGCUCUUCUACACGAGGCAGUUAUCGCAAAACAGAAGGAAAUUGAUGACGCUGUGAGAGUUGUCCAUGAUACAGAGGACAUGCUGAACAGUGCACGUGCAGAAAAGGAGCAGCUCUCUUCACAAAUUUCAGCACUGCAGUCUUGGCAGAGCAAAACCGAGGGCAAUUUGCAGGAGGCUAGACAGGAUAAAGAUAGUCUACUUGCAUCUGAGGCAAAACUUCAAGAGCUGCUGGAAGUGAAGAAUCGUGAAUUGAAUAACAUUCAGGUCAUGCUCAGUUCUAGAGAGGCUGAGCUGAAUGCAUUGAAAGAUAAUGCUGAAACAGAGCAGUCACAGCUUCUCAUCAAGAUGUCAGAGCAGGCGCAGGUUAUGGAACAACAAUCUGGGGAAUUGGAACUCGUGAGGUCCGAGUUGUCAGCCUGCAGAGGCAGCCUUGCAGCUGUGCAAGAAGACCUGACUCAUCACACAGGAAAGCUUCUAGCAGCCGAACAAGCAAAUAAGGAGCUCUUGGAAGAAAUGGGUAACUUAAGAGUCAAGAUAGAGGAAGCUUCAGAGCAAGUGGCCUUGAAAGAUGACUCUCUGCAAAAGAUGUCAGAACAGCGGCAGAUCCUUAAAAAUAGUGUCGAGAAACUAACAGCAGAGCGGCUAGAACUGCAAGAGAAGCUUCGGAAGAUGGUGGAGCUAGAAGAACAGUGCAACUCCCGUAACCUCGCUGUGGCCGAACUGGAGAAAGAGGUCAAGGAAAAGUGUGCCACAAUUGAGCAGUUACUUACGGAUUUGGACGAAUCUAAGAAGGGGUUGUCUCACCUUGCCACAGUUUCUGAAAAUAGAGUCAGAGAGCUCGAGGAACAAGUGGAAGGUUACAAACUGGAAGAGAAGAGGCUGCACGAUUCUGAGCACGCACUCCAGGAUGAGCUCGCUUUACUGAGGGAGCAGAAACUAGAAGUUGAUAAGGUCAUGGAAGAAAUGAAUAAGCAGUCUCACAUCACAGCUGAGGAGCUCAAGGCGUCCUUGGAGCUGACAGCUACGCUUCAGUCCGAGCUUGAAAAGACCAGGGAAGAGUUCCUGGAUACAAAGCGCAGUCUUGAAGAGGAGGUAUCCGGCUAUGCUGCAAAAGUAAAUGCUCAAGAUGAAUACAGCCAAACUCUUGAAGCACAACUGGACAGCCUUAGGAAGGAGAGGCAAGGCCUGGAGCAUGAACUGCGCAAGAGGAGUGACGAGGUAAAUUCCUACAGGGACGACCUGGCAGAUGCAAUUGCAAUGAGAGACCGCUCCUCGGAAGAGCAUGAAGUAGAAUGUCAGAAGCUGAAGGCUGAAAACCAGAGGAGGCUUCAGGAGCUCGAGAUGCAGAACCAGGCAACAGCGACACGUGCAGAAUCACAGAAACGGGACUUGGAGGCUAACCUUGCCGAAGCGAAGGAAUAUUCUAGGGGCCUACAGCAACAGUUGGAGUGUUCGGAGACAUCUGCGAAGGAUGCCAUGGAGAAACUGAGAAAUGACCUUUCAGAAAUGAAAGACUCUUAUGAUAGCCUUCAGGAACAUGCAAGAUGUCUGUCCAAAGAAAUAGAGCGUUUGAAAGAAGAGCAGGUCUUGAAGGCAUCACAUCCUGACACGACAAUGGGAGUUCAGGGAGAACGUAAUGUUAAUCAAAUGCUGCAUGAUGCAGGGGGCUGCAUUGAAAGUGCUGUGAUUCCCGAGUCAGUUUCAGAGCUUACUGCACUCAACCAAUGCAGUGAAGACCUGCCUACCGCACUUAAAUCAGCUCACGAAACAAUUCAGCAGCAGUUAUCUCGAAUUUCAAAACAAGAUGAAGAAAUCAGAGAGCUAAAUGAAGAACUGUUGAAAGCGAGGAAAGUUACACAGGAACAUGUAAAAGAUGAAGGGGGAUACAAAGAGGAGCAACAUCUUCAAACAAAAGGGCCAUCCGAAACACUGGCCGGAGAAUCCUCAUCUGAGAAGGUUACAGAACAACAGACUGAAAAAGCUCAAAGAAUGGGAGCGGAACUCCAAAAGCUUAAACUGGCAUUCAAAAAAUCGAGAGGCGAGUUGAGGUUGAAGGUCAAGAUCCUUGAAGACCGGACACGUGAGUUGGAGGAACUGAAGGAACAGAACUUGAACCUGCAGUCUGAUUUCCAGAAAACAGUCGAAACCCUUGCAGACGAAAAGCACAAAGCAAAGCAGCUUGUUUACGCAUGCGGGGAACAUGAAAAAGAAAUUGAGGCAUUGAAAGACAUCACUCAAAGGCUGACAGUGGAAUGUCAAAGUGCACAAACUGAGCUCAGUGCAGCUUCUGAAGCACUUGCGCUAAAGAGCUCUCAGCAUCGUGACAUGGAAAGCAGACUGCACUGCUCUAGCGCUGAACUUGAAGCUGCAAUGCAACAUAUUCAGCAGAUAGAGCAUGAAAAGGAGAGAUGUACAGCUAAGUACGAGGCCAGUGUCCAAGAGGUGGAACAACUCAGAACAGAGCUUGAGAAGAUAAGGGUUGCAGCUGAGGGUGCUCUACAAGAAAAGACCGAACUAUUAACGAGCAAGUCAGAAGAGGUAGAUGCUCUCAGGAGUGAAAUGGAAUGUACCAGAAAUGAGUUGGAGAGGCUUUCUGCAGAGCAUUCAAGCCUUAUGAGCUCCACGUCAAAGCAAGAUGAUUCCGUUCAUGGUGAACUGGAUACACUGAAUACUGACAUUCAGCGACUCAACACUGAGAAUGCUGAAAUGAUGAGGUUAAAAGCUGAGGAAGUGGAUGCCCUGCAGGAGGGGUUGCAGUUUCUCAAGGAUGACCUGACAAAGUACAUCGACAUAGCCAAUGAAAAGUCCCAGGAAGUGGAGCUAUUGCAAGAAAGGCUCGACUCAUCCCAGGCAUCUCUCGAUAAACUGCUAGGUGAAUUCAGUGUCCUGCAUGAACUGCUCCUUCAGGACAACGAAAGUGACGUUGAACAAUUGCAGAGACAAGUCGAUGAGUGUGGCCUUGCAGAAAGUGUCAGAAUGUUGGUUUCUAGAGAGAGGGCAAACACUGACAUGUUGAAGAACUUGCUGCACAAACAGGCACAAGAUCUGAAUGCUGCACAGCAAGAGGUCUUAAAACUCCAGAAGGAUGUUCAAGGAAGAGACACAGACUUCAAGCAGUGCCUGCUCUGCUUACACGCAUUGCUUCAGAAAAGUUGCGAAUUUGCUUCUGAACACACUGCAACUGACGAUUUGGACUGGAUGUCCCUUCUUGCCAAUGUGAAGGCAAAAAUACAAUGUCUUCAUGAAGAAAACCAUCAAGCACUUCAAGACGCUACUAAUUACAGGAUGCUGGCUGAGGAGCUUCAGUCUCAGAUGGAAUCUUUGUCUUCCGAAAAUACAAGUCUCAUGAAAGAGUACAAUUCUGUGAAAGAAUUAUAUAAUACAACAUUGCAGGGUGUGCCAGAGAAUAUGCUAAGCAAGAUUGAUGGGUUUUGUCAAACGGAUCUGAUGGAUGGACACGAGGCUUUGGAAAAAGGGUCAGUGGAAUCUACGCAAGAAAAGGAAAAGUUGCAAAGUCAUGUGCUAGUCUUGGAGACAGAGCUGGCAGAGCUUCGAAUAAAGCAAGAAACCUCUGAAAUGCAGCAGGCAGCACUGGGUUCUUCUACUGUCAAAAAUGAAGAAAUCAAGAAGGAAUUGGCAGCAACGAAAGUAAAGUCUGGACGGAUGCUCACGAAGCUUAAAAUGUUUAAAGAGAAGACCGAGAAGAUGGAAGAAGAGAUCAAAAGGCUUCACGAGACCAACAAAGAACUCGAGGAACGUAGGGCUCAUCAAGAAGAAUGCCAGAAAGAAGAUAUGGAAAAGAGGAUGACGCUAGAGGACCGUUGUAAGGCUUUGGAGGAACAACUUGCAUCCAGGAUUCCACAGCACGAUUAUGACAGGCUAUCUGAAGACCUCUUGGGAACGUCAAAACGAUUACAGGAACUGGAGAGGGAGAAAGACGAGCUGAGUGACCAGGUGCGAAGCCUGAACGACCGCAACAGACAGCUUGAAGUGGAAGCUGCUCACUUGGUGUCUCAACUCUCAGUUCUGAAAGAACAGGCCGAGAUGCUCUCGAGUGACAACGAAUCAUUCCAGUCUCUCGUUGAGACUCUUACACAUUCCAGGCAAACUCUGGAGCAUGAGCUAAGGUCUCAACAGGAGCAGCACACAAAGGCUGUUAAGGAACUUGAGAAUAAACUCUCAAGGAACGCUGAUGAGUUUAAGGCUGUAGAUACCAAGUUAACGUCUCUGACUAGUGAGCAUGAAAUCUUGCAGGGGAAAUACAAUGAAAUAGUUUACAAGUACAGGAACCUCGAAGAGCAGUUUCACUUUGCUUGCGAAGAAAAGAAUCAGCUUAAGCAGAGACUGGCAGAACUUGAAGAUGAAUGCACCUCUGUGCGAGAGACAGCAGCCGUCUUGAAGCAACAGGCUUCAGCAACUGAGCGGGAAUCGGCAGGGUUUGCAGAUUCACUGAAACAAGAACAUGAGGAGCUGAAGCAGCAGUUCCAUCGUCUGAAAUCAGAACAUCAGAAAGCAGAAGAGAGGCUUGUUAGUGCAGCUGCCCACCAGCAACAUUCAACAACACUGGAGACGCAGCUAGAGAAUGCAAAUUCGGUAAUCUCAAGUUUGAAAGAGACCUCCAAAGAAAGCGUGCAAGAAAUUAUCAAUCUCAGAAGGGAAACGGAUGAGCUGAAAAACAGCCUCGCUUCGUCACUCGAACAGUUUAACGAAAAAGAGAACAAGUGGACACAGGAGAGAAACCAGCUGAAGCACAUUGAAGAGCACUUGAAGGAAGCGUCUCAGAAGCUCUCUGAUGAACUUGAGGAACUGAAGGCACAGCAUGAAGAAGCACUGCACAGCAAGUUGCAGCUCCGUAGUGAAAUGGAGGAACUGCAGAAGGAGAAGAAAGCGCUAGCUCAGCAAGUACAGAACUGGAGGAGCUAUAUCAAGGAUAUCGAGCACAACCAGAGCCUUGGCACCAACGAUCCAGAGACGGCACAUCUGAAACGAGAGCUGGAGCAUACAGCAAAGACUUUGCAUCAGAUUGGACUCCAGAAUGAAACCUUGAUAGCAGAUCUUAAUAAGGCACUAGAAGAAAAAAAACACCUCCAGCAGGAGCUUGCUGGCACGCAAGGAACCCUACAAGCAAGGGAGGCGCAGAUAUUACAGCUGCAUUCCAAUAUCUCAUCCAGCAGUGACAGCUAUGUCAUAAAUAUGGAGCCAACCCCUCAACCACUGCUUGAGCAAAAGUUGCUCGAGUUGCAGCAAACAAAUGAAGUUCUCCUGGGUAACUGGAGGCUGGAACAGCAGAGGAGGCGUCUAAUUGAAGAUGAACUUGAUUCGUCUGUUCUGCACCAUAGUCGAACGGCACCAUACAACGCACCCAGUGAAUCGCAUCUCUUGUUGCGGGAGGGUGCUGUGAAGAUUCCUGAAACAAACUACUCCAUCACCCGCCAGUUCAAGUCCCACGCCUACAAGCUUCGGAGAUGGUUUCAAGGGCGGCAGCGUCACUGCCAGCUGUUGAUUCGUCGGCGGAAAUUCGGACCUCUGGCUCUGGGUUUCUACCUGGUCCUCAUACACUUGUGGCUUCUUGUGUCACUUCUCUAACACCAACAGUGUACUGGAAGAAGCGAUCAACAGCAGAGACCUUCACAAAGAACUACGUGCAGGAAAUUUGGUGCAGCUUGCACUAACUCAUGCAGGGACACACAAUUCUGCAGUGUGCCUGUGCUGUGCCUUGCAGUUAUUACAGAGUGAUGAACGGCAUUAUGCAUGUCACGGUGAUAAGUUACGGCUGAAUAAUUAUGGUUGUACCGACACUCUUUUUUUUAGGAACGGGCUUCUCGUCUAAUUGGAUUUCUCUUCCCGGUUAUUAUUAUAAUGAUUAUUAAGGAAUGUGUAUAGUUCGGACAAUACAGUGACGGGGACCAUUUGUGUGAUUUACGAUGUAACAUACGAGCGCAUAUAUGGAAUUUUUAUAUAGUUGACAUCUGUGCACAGUCAUGUUAUGUAUAGUACUAGGUUUUGAAUAAAAGAACCACAUCUGGAA
Messenger RNA from Ornithodoros turicata, 10268 nucleotides. RefSeq names its product golgin subfamily B member 1-like. The transcript is spliced from 16 exons. The record is from RefSeq and is a predicted model, not a curated record. Lineage: Eukaryota; Metazoa; Arthropoda; Arachnida; Ixodida; Argasidae. The coding region runs from base 224 to 9826 and encodes 3200 amino acids.